UUUUCUGACUAAUGGAUGAUACAUAAUGUCACAGUGAUAAGAGCUCCUAGCAUGGAUCCACUGAAGGUUCCCUUAUCUAAACCCUCUGCAACAGCUGAUGGUGUCUCAGUCUGGGAGUGGUCUGGCUCUGCAUUUGAUGAGGGAGAUGGUGCAUCAAAAUGGUUCUCCAGAUAUCUUGGAAAGCCCAGUAGAUUAGUUCGUUUUAAUGAAGCGUCAGAAACAAGGAAUGUCGACCCUAACUAUGCUCCUGGAUACAAAGUCAUGUUUUCUGACCAGUAUCCCUUCCUCCUUGCAUCCCAGGGAUCAUUAGAAGCCUUGAAUAAACUUCUCAAGGAACCAAUACCAAUUAAUCGUUUUAGGCCCAAUAUUCUUGUUGAUGGAUGUGAACCAUUUGCUGAGGACUUGUGGAAGGAGAUCAGGAUCCAGAAGUUAACAUUCAAUGGUGUCAAAUUAUGCUCUCGCUGUAAGGUACCCACAAUUAAUCAAGAAACUGCAAUGGCAAACUCCGAGCCAACCGAGACUAUGAAGAAGUUCCGUUCAGAUAAAGUACUGCGCCCAAGCAAGAAACCGCAGGGCACCAAGGUGUAUUUUGGACAGAACAUGGUAUGCUCCGACUCUCAAAUUCCAGGAAAGGGAAAGAUGAUAACGGUGGGAAAUCCUGUCUAUGUCCUCAAGGCGUUCUCUUCUGCAGCUGAUGCUGCAGCUUGAAUGCUCUUGUAGUCUUCCCAUUUGCCAGUAAUCUGUUUUAUGGGAAACAAAAGAACCAAAUAAACAAGUUGUCACAGGGUAUUUUCUUCGCCUUUGUGAAUCAUUUCCCCCGUUGCCCGAUGCAUUUCCUCUACUGCAUGCCAUGGCAUGGUUUGCUCGGCAACCGGUUCAGAAUUACAGAGGGAAUUGUAUGCAAACAAAUAAAAAUCCCGUGUUCUUGCCUUAAGCAAAGAUAUUUUAUUAUUAUA
Molecule: messenger RNA, 956 nt
Organism: Coffea eugenioides
Lineage: Eukaryota; Viridiplantae; Streptophyta; Magnoliopsida; Gentianales; Rubiaceae
Product: mitochondrial amidoxime-reducing component 1-like
Exons: 6
Coding region: 16-708 (230 amino acids)
Molecular function (GO): catalytic activity; pyridoxal phosphate binding; molybdenum ion binding
Source: RefSeq, a predicted model, not a curated record